Messenger RNA from Acanthoscelides obtectus, 1534 nucleotides. The record is from the annotation of a GenBank genome assembly. Lineage: Eukaryota; Metazoa; Arthropoda; Insecta; Coleoptera; Chrysomelidae.
UGUAGAUUCCUGUAACGAUAGUUAUAUUUGACAAUCCGUAAAUGGAUUAUUUAUCCAAGCAAAACUGGUAACAUCAUACAAAAUAUUCAAAUUCAAAAUUACCGAAGAUGUGAGGAGAAACGUAUCCCAGCAAACAUUGAAGUCAGUCUUAUGUGUUUUGUGGUUGAAGAUAAUGACUAACAACAACAAUUCAGGCCAUGACAGUUCGAAAACGUACACAUUUCCAAAAGGGACAACUCUACAGAAAUCCUCAAUCAUUUCAGUGCUUUGUAGAAUUUGCUAUGAUGGGGACAAGGAUGAAGAAUUGAUUCAGCCUUGUAAUUGCAAAGGCACAGUUGCCUUUGUCCAUAAGUCCUGUCUGGAAACCUGGCUGGGGGAAUCAAAUACAACUGCUUGCGAGUUGUGUCAUACAACAUUUAAGACAGAAAGAUCACCAAGGUACACCUCGAGACAAUCAAUUUUGCAAUGGAUCCGCACUAACCCAUCAGGGCUAGCAACAGCAGUGAGGAGUGACAUAGUUGCUUGUGCAGUCAUCACUCCACUGGCCAUAGUGAUCACCUAUAUCUGCCUUUUUUCAUCUGAAUACUACAACCAGAAGAAGUUUUCUAAUGUGCCUGCAGCAAGAUGGACAUCUAUUUCAUUGCUGAUUAUGAUUGGAAUCAUGCUUAUUGGCUACUAUAUGUGGGUGUACUCUGUGAUACGUAUGCACGCCAGAAUGUGGUACAACUGGUGGCAAAGAACCUGUGACGUCAGAUACAUCGCCCCAACAACGGUCGAAACUCACGUUGCACCUGUGAACGAAGACGUCAUAUCUGACAGCAGAGACGCUUCAAUGCCCUCCGAAAACAGCGACUUCAGUACAGAUACUCAUCAGGCCACAGUGAUAGAAAUGAAAGAGCUACUGAAACACAUGCCUCCAAAACAGAUACAAAGCAGAUCGCAAGAAACACAUGUCAUUGAAAUGGAAACUGUCCAAAGCAUAGACCAACCAUCUAUAGCAGGAAAAACAAAUACUGACGAAUUGGAGCCUAGCGGUCAUAUAACCACCGCUGAUACGCGGAGUUUAGAACUAAAGGACAACCAAAUGCCUAGCUGUAGUACCACAAUACAAAACUUAAUUCAACCUCCUUUAGGAAAUACUCAAGAUAUAGACACACAAACUAGAGCAGACUUUUCGUGUAUACGAUCUGGCAACAUCGCAGCAUGUGUUAGCACUGCUGUUAGCGCAAAUCAAGAGUUCUCUAAAGAAAUACUUGGCAACAUUGGAGAUGAAGAUCAGUUGAUAUGUGUGAGCGAAAGCAUAUUUUCCAGAACAACUUUGCAAAGCCUAAAUGUAUCUAGUAUGGUGGAAAUAGGAGAUAAACAGGGUUGUAGUAGUAUUGGCAACACUGCAGCGAGUCAGUCUGAAGGAGUCGAACCGCGCGAAAGUCAGGUGACAGCUUGUUCGCAUACGAACUCGCAGCAUAUGAUAGAUGUAUCUAGCCAAGCUAGUGGUAGUAAUAUAGAAAAUAAAUAGUGAUAUAUUUAGGUAAAA